CACUGUCAAAAGUGUCAAAGUACUUCCCAAAAUUCUUCUGAGAAAGCUUUGUUGUUAAUAAUUAUAAAAUUUCUUGAUUUACUUUAUCAUAUCUGCUCGUUCUAUAGUGAGAUAUCAUGGCAUCACAUCUGAGCACUAAAGACAGGCUACUCGCAUUAAUUGAUGACAUCGAGUUAAUUUCCAAAGAAAUGAUAGAAGUGUCGAUCGCUCCGAAGCCUCAGAAGCUUUCUGCUGCAGACCAUGCGCAGCUUACAGAUCUGUUACUAUCCAAAGAUUCGGAAUUGAAGAAAACUUUGGGGUUAGCUGAUGAACAAGCUAAGAUUCAGCAGAAAAUGAACGACUUGAAAGCUGAAGUAGAGAAUAAGGAUCAAGACAUCUUCCACUUACAAAGGCAACUCAAGGAUGCUGAACAAAUCCUUGCAACGUCACUGUAUCAAGCUAGACAGAAACUUGCAUCAAUUGUUAAGUCUAGGAAACGGCCAGUACCUUCAGAAGAACUAAUAAAGUUUGCACACAGAAUCAGUGCUUCAAAUGCAGUGAGUGCACCUCUUUCGUGGCAGCCUGGGGACCCUCGUCGACCAUACCCCACAGACCUUGAGAUGAGGUUGGGAAUGCUUGGCCGGCUCUGUGAUCUACCACUCAAUGGUCACACACCGUCUACACUGAAUGAACUACAUAGAAUGACCACUGGGGGAGUACCAGCAUCAGCAACAAACCAGUUCACAUGGCACCCAACUGGCGAGUUACACAUGUCAGUGGGGGGCGGCAACUCAGUCGCCAUUGACGGCCGCGGCAAAGACGCGCCCAACCAGGAAGACGUUGAAGUAAUGUCCACCGACUCCAGUUCUAGUUCCAGUAGUGAUUCUCAAUGAAUAAGGAAGAAAAAGUGUUUGAGACCCAAUCAAACAUUUUAACCUGAAGGUUUAUGUUGAUAGACUGCUGUGUGAAAUGAACAGUGAAGAGAUUUUAUUGGACAUUGCAAUAACAGAUUAAAAAGACUGUUUUCUAUCUGUAAUGUUAUUUAUGUACUAUUAUUUAAGAGAUAAUUUUCUGAUAAAAAUAGCAUUAAACUGCAUUAUCUCAA
This is a messenger RNA of Helicoverpa zea (corn earworm), 1084 nucleotides long. It is a transcript of the gene MED4, whose product is annotated as mediator of RNA polymerase II transcription subunit 4. Gene Ontology annotation, molecular function: transcription coregulator activity. The transcript is spliced from 5 exons. The coding region runs from base 117 to 872 and encodes 251 amino acids. Gene Ontology annotation, cellular component: core mediator complex; mediator complex. Gene Ontology annotation, biological process: regulation of transcription by RNA polymerase II. The record is from RefSeq and is a predicted model, not a curated record. Lineage: Eukaryota; Metazoa; Arthropoda; Insecta; Lepidoptera; Noctuidae.